Mercurialis annua (annual mercury) is the source of this 3111-nucleotide messenger RNA. RefSeq lists its product as uncharacterized. Bases 1 to 3000 code for a protein of 999 amino acids. NCBI's taxonomy places the organism in Eukaryota, Viridiplantae, Streptophyta, Magnoliopsida, Malpighiales, Euphorbiaceae. The transcript is spliced from 7 exons. The record is from RefSeq and is a predicted model, not a curated record.
AUGGAUACAGACCGAAGUUGGAUGUAUAAGCGGCUGCAGGGCGGGUUGCUAUACCCAGGUUUUGACGAGCGCGUGCAGGAAUUUGUUAAUUUUGCUUUACGUCAUCCCGCGUGUAUGAGUGGGCCCGAUAUUAAAUGCCCAUGUCCUAGGGCAAGAUGUAAAAAUACGAGUUAUCGAGACGUCGAAACAGUGAAGCUGCACAUUCUGCAGAAAGGGUUUGUGGCAGAUUAUAAAGUCUGGGUUUUUCAUGGGGAGGGAAAUGUUUUAGAUCCUCGUCCCGUUGCACAGAUGCCGGAGGAUGACAUUGACAUGGAAAAUGAGGAGGAAGACGAUUUCAGCUCUGUUCAGAGAAUGGAACCGAAUAAUGAAGCUAAACACUUUUAUAAUAUGAUGCGUGCAGCUGAAGAACCUGUAUACCCCGGUAGUAGCAAACACUCUCCUUUGUCUGCGGCUGUUAAAAUGUUGGACAUCAAAUGUCGACAUAGUGGGUCAGUGGCUUUAGUAGAUGAUGUGACCGAAUUUAUACAAGAGCUGCUUCCAGAGGACAACAAGAUGCCGAAGAACUUUGCCGAAAUAAAGAAGAUGGUUAGAGGUCUUGGGUUGCCGGUUGAAGUUAUCGAUUGCUGUUUACGCAACUAUUCCCCGGCGUGGAAACAUUUUAGUGAAUUGCAUACAGAGUUUGCGGAAGAAAUUCGAAAUAUCAGACUAGGCCUGUGUACUGAUGGGUUUCAACCAUUUGGGGCCUUCGGGCAGAAUUAUUCAUCAUGGCCAGUAAUUUUGACACCUUACAAUCUCCCUCCAGGAAUGUGUAUGAAAGAUGAGUUCAUGUUUUUAACUGUUAUUGUCCCUGGGCCUCGAAAUCCUAAACAUCAAAUGGAUAUUUUCCUGCAGCCGUUGAUAGCUGAGCUAAACCAACUUUGGGAAUUUGGAGUCCAGACAUUCGACCACAUCUGGGAGACUGGCUUGCCCUCACUGCAUGGAAAAUACAGAUGCUUUCACGCUGAAGGGAGUAGAAAACAGUCGUGGUUUGACUGCCACAGAAAGUUCUUGCCUCGUGGUCACCCGUACCGUCGUAACACAACUCAAUUCCGUAAAGGGAAAACCGUAAACAAAGAAUUCGGACACCCGAAAACCGGAGAAGAAUUGUUGGCAGAGGUGGACAGUCUGGGGUUUAUGAAGGCAUAUGAAUUUGGGGCUGAGAAAAAUAAUGCUGCGAAGUCGGAAAAUUAUGGUUGGAAUAAAAAAAGUAUUUUCUGGGAUUUGCCGUAUUGGAAAACAAAUCUCAUUCGUCACAAUCUCGAUGUCAUGCACAUUGAGAAAAACGUAUUCGACAACAUUUUCAAUACGGUACUAAAUGUUCCCGGGAAAACGAAAGACCAUGCAAAAUCUAGAGAAGAGUUGAAUGACAUAUGUGAUCGGCCUGAGUUAGCUAAAGAUCCGGUUACUGGGAGAUUUCCUAAGGCGAUGUAUGCUUUGGACAGGGACGGGAAAAAAGCUUUACUUGAGUGGAUUAAGUUAAUAAGGUUUCCAGAUGGCUACGCGUCCAACUUGUCCAGAUGUGUCGAUACAAUCGGUCUGAAAAUGCAUGGAAUGAAAAGUCACGACUGCCACAUUUUUAUGCAAAGACUUCUGCCAAUCGCUCUCCGUGAGCUAUUACCGAAGGAAGUCUGGGAGCCUUUAACAGAGCUGAGUAUCUUCUUUCGUGAGUUAACCUCCACGUCUCUAACAGAGAUAGAUCUAGAUCGUAUGAGGCUGGAAAUCCCAAAGAUACUGUGCAAGCUGGAACGUAUUUUUCCGCCCAGCUUUUUUGACUCCAUGGAACAUCUACCCGUACAUCUGCCGUACGAAGCUAUGAUGGCAGGUCCGGUUCAGUAUCGCUGGAUGUAUCCAUUUGAAAGAUAUUUGAGAAAGCUGAAAAAAAAAGUCAGCAAUAAAGGGAGGGUGGAAGGAAGCAUCAGUAGCGGAUACUUGAAUGAAGAAACCGCAAAAUUUGCAGCUUAUUACUUUUCAGAAGGUGACCCAAUGAUACCUGAGCGGCCGCAAAGGAAUGAAGUUUAUGACAUUGAAGUCGAUGACGAUGUGGACAGACUAUCUAUUUUCAAGCCGCACGGGCAAUCAGUGGGUGCUUGCCGCAAGAGAUAUCUUGAAGAUUCUGAGAUUGUUGCUGCUCGGACAUAUGUUCUGUUGAAUUGUUCAGAAAUUGAAAAUUACAGAGAGGUUUUCGAAGGCGAGUUGCGCAGAGAAAACCCUGAAAUCACCAUCUCUCAAAUUGAAGCGAAGUUCGAGAGUCAAUUUGCCUACUGGUUUCAACAAUACGUGCAAGAUCCAACUGUUUGUACUAAUCCCUUUAUUCUUAGUCUCGCUAAAGGACCUCUUAGAUCAGUAAGAACAUUUAAGGGGUACCGUGUAAACGGAUUUAAGUUUCAGACUCAAGCUUAUGGGGAGGAACAGCUUACUAUGAAUAGUGGAGUCUGCGUGAAGGGAACUCAAUAUGUCGACAGCGAAAAUGACUUUUAUGGAGUUCUGACAGACAUAAUUGAGCUGGAGUAUCCGGCUCUUCCAAUGAAGACGACUGUCUUAUUUAAAUGCGAGUGGUUCGACCCAGCACGAAAUUCUGGCACAAUUAGUAACAAAAAAUACAACAUGGUGGAUAUUAAUAACAGAAGGAGAUACAAUAAGUAUGAACCAUUCAUCUUAGCCGAACAGGCCGACCAGGUUCAUUACCUGCCAUAUCCUAGUAAAAGAAGGGAUAAAUUAAAUUGGUGGGCAGUUUGCAGGACAAAGGCAAGAUCUGAACUUGACAUGCCCGAGGGGAUUAUCCCGGCUUUUCAAGACGUGAUAGAAGAAAAUCCUCUCAUUGUUGCAACGGACGACAAUUCGACAUAUUUAGCUGAUGACAACGGAGAAGCUGAAGAAGAUGCGUUGUUCGUGCCUCCUGAUGAAACAGAAUCUGACUUUAUCGCAUCCUCAUCAGAUGAAGAUGAAAUUGAAGAACUUUAGUAGCUUAGAGUAUUUUAUGUAUUAGCAUGUUUCUUAAUUAUAAUUAUGUUUUAUAAUUAUUUAUUCAAGUGUACUAUUUUAAAUUGAAUUCAUAUUUCUUAGUUAUAUGUU